AUGCAACGAGUCGCAGUAAGUGGCAGCAUUGGCACCGCUCUCUUCGUCAGCAUCGGAUAUAGACAGACCCCUCGAGCACGGUGUGGGCAGAUUGCUCCGCGGAUUUUCUCUCUUUAUAUGCCUACCUGCACUCGUGGUCUCCUCAACAACUACAUGGUAGAAAUAGCUGUUUUCAGGCCUCCUCUCCGGGUCCCAAGUGGAUGCACGAAGCUUUCGGGUUCAACGUUGGCUGGGACUUCUUCCUCCACGAGGCGGUCUUGA
Messenger RNA from Cladophialophora carrionii CBS 160.54, 261 nucleotides. RefSeq lists its product as uncharacterized. The transcript has a single exon. Lineage: Eukaryota; Fungi; Ascomycota; Eurotiomycetes; Chaetothyriales; Herpotrichiellaceae. Bases 1 to 261 code for a protein of 86 amino acids. The record is from RefSeq and is a predicted model, not a curated record.